UAGCAGUGAUCGCAGAAACCACAGACCCUUGACUUUUAGAAGUAAAGUUUCUUGCCUUCAUUAGUCGCGUCACUCACCUCUCAUGACUUCAAACACAAGAGCCAUUAUCUCUCAUAGCCAUCCACAGUGACUCAUUGACUAGAAUACUGAACAGAAGGCUUUCGCGCACCUAGGUAAAUGUCCAACCCAUCGAGUCCUUCUGGCUUAUAAUUCAUAUAGCAAGCAGGCUAACAUUGCGCCCUUCCCACAGAGACUAAGAAACAAAGUCAUCCAAAGCAGAAUGGCCAGUCAGAAGAAUAAGGAAAAAAAGCCGAUAAGGGGCAGUCGCACCACACCUCCUUCUAUGACAAAAGGCAAACGUGCAUUCAGAAGUCCAUCCGAUGCACCACAAGCCAGCUCCUGGUGGGACGGCGACCAAAAGAAUAGUGAGCCUGAUAGAAUGACACCCGAGACUUCCGAAUAUGGAGCGCCUCCACGCGCACCAUCCGAUGUGAGAGCCGAGCUCAAACGCCUGCAAGAUGAAAUUGUCCUAAAGGCACAUCUAAACCUAGAUCGCAUCGACGAUCACGAGCAGGUAGCUAGCCCCGAGUUGCUUGCCGAGUGGAGGAAUGGACCAGGAACAGACCCUGAAUCCGCUCGGUACAAGUUUCUCAUGCAACGCCGCGGUGCCGGUAGAAUUGAGGCGGAUCUCAGACCUCUAGCGCCACCCCCAGUUGAUCCCGCUUUACUCGUGGAAGAAGAGGAGACAGGAGAGAAUGCUUGGCGCUCCGGCAUCACUAGGGACGAUCCGGUUUUCAAAGCUCAGUUUGCGGCGCAGUUCCCCCCAUACAGAGAGUCCGAGUCGACCUACCCUAGACUGGUUGAAGGCAAAAUUAUUUUGACAUCAGAGCCCAGCGAGGAGCAGAAAGCAUUGAAGGAGAAGAACUCCAAGCGUGACAAGGUAGUUCCGGUGUCUUUUGAUGACUCCCAGUUGUUGCUUGCGCGCUGGGAUUAUGCCCCUCGAGUAGACGCCGACCAGUCGCAGUGGCGGCGCUCCUUUGAGUCUUGGCUACAGAGAGCGCUUGACUCAUCUCGCGUGGUAGAUGUCAAUCGCGACGCAUUUUUCACCGGGCAGGCUUUGCCAGACGGUACACACGAGAUGUACAAACCAAACUGGUCGUAUGAUUGGACUUGGCCUGACCCCACCGACGAAGAAGGACGUCUGCAUCAACAUGAGACUAGCCAGGGAUAUGUUGACAAUAGGCUGGCCCGGAUCAAAGAAGAUAGGGAAGUGGAAGCACGUCUAGCUCAUGAGCGCUGGCUAGCCGACGUCGAGUUCUACAAGCGUUACCCGAAGCCCGGAGAGACGAGACAAGAUUUGUACCUGCGUCCAGUCGAAGACAGCGAUGUUGAGCAGCUCGCGCGCAUUUUUAGCUGGUUUUCCGAAAAUUCCCCAAUGAGCAUAGAUAUCGGGGUCAUAAAUGAGGAAAUCGUCCGGAACCGCAUUGCAGAUAUCAAGAAAUACCGACUGCCAUUCAUCGUGGCCGUGGAACGUCCUACGCCGGGCGAGGAUGCAGAUACCCCCAGCAAGAUCCUGGGAUUUGCGCUUGCCAUCGACCAUGACGGACCGUGGACUACAGGCCAGUUCGCGGUCAAGCUCGAGUUCUAUAUGAUGCCAAGGGAGCAACAGCACGGGGUCGGAACCUGCCUGAUGGACAAAAUGCUCUCGGUAUUGGACGACAGGUACGUACCCAAACGUGGAUACCAUUUCCGCUGCUCGCAGGAGGACGACAAGGCCUACCGUCCGGGCGGUCUGCGUGACAUGGCUCGAGUCAUCGUGACAUGCAGUUUCCCUUGGUCGGAGCGUGAUUGUUACCAGUACAUCCGCACCUGGCUCCAGCGGAAGUGGGAUUUCACCGAGCAAGGCCACCUGCGUGGGACACGCCAAGGGGUACAAACCAGUCUUGAUGUGAUCUAUUUGGUUCGCAAUCUGGGCUGAAAUGAUCAUUGUCGACAUUGCGAGUCGCCAUAUUUCGCCGACCAACAAACCUCUCUCGUGGACUGGCUCCGUCUUUAUCACUUGCCAUAUGACUUGCCCCCCAGGCUGAUGCUCCCCUUGUCCUUUGAUGGUAUUACCAGCUCCUUCCUGGACUAGAAGGCUGGAUCAAUUUGUUGUUGCCACAGUACGCGGUCAGAAGCAAAAAUCUCAGACAAAACACAGAAUGGAUGCUAAUAUGUGGGAAAUUGAAAAUAUUGCGAUCCAGAGCCUACCUCUAUCAUCGCAGGCUCCGAGGUUCCGUAGAGAAGCUUAGAUCAGAGUCAAUUGUAUGCCCACCAGCCUCUGUAACC
Messenger RNA from Aspergillus aculeatus ATCC 16872, 2328 nucleotides. RefSeq names its product GNAT family N-acetyltransferase. Bases 281 to 1978 code for a protein of 565 amino acids. Lineage: Eukaryota; Fungi; Ascomycota; Eurotiomycetes; Eurotiales; Aspergillaceae. The record is from RefSeq and is a predicted model, not a curated record. The transcript is spliced from 3 exons.